Jaculus jaculus (lesser Egyptian jerboa) is the source of this 1623-nucleotide messenger RNA. RefSeq names its product small nuclear RNA activating complex polypeptide 1 (gene Snapc1). The transcript is spliced from 10 exons. Gene Ontology annotation, molecular function: sequence-specific DNA binding. Bases 10 to 1173 code for a protein of 387 amino acids. NCBI's taxonomy places the organism in Eukaryota, Metazoa, Chordata, Mammalia, Rodentia, Dipodidae. Gene Ontology annotation, cellular component: snRNA-activating protein complex. The record is from RefSeq and is a predicted model, not a curated record. Gene Ontology annotation, biological process: snRNA transcription by RNA polymerase II; snRNA transcription by RNA polymerase III.
CGGGCGACCAUGGAGGGCCGCUCGGUGCGGGAUGUGCCUCCUACGGACGCGGGCGUGGGGAUCCCGCCGGGCCUGCAGACGGACUGCGAGACGCUGCUCAGCCGCUUCCAGGAGACCGACAGCGUCCGCUUCGAGGACUUCGCGGCCAUCUGGAAGAGCAUGAAGUUCGGGACCAUCUUCUGUGGCAAAAUGAGAAAUUUAAAAAAGAACAUAUUUACGAAGGAAGCAUUGGCUUUGGCAUGGCGCUAUUUCUUACCUCCCUACACUUUUCAGAUCAGAGUUGGUGCCUUGUAUCUGCUAUAUGGACUGUACGGUACUCAGCCAUGCCAACCAAAGCAAAAGAUCCGAGUUGCUCUGAAGGACUGGGAUGAAGUUAUGAAGUUUCAGCAGGACUUGCUCAAUGCACAGCACUUUGACGCUGCCUAUGUGUUCAGGAAGCUACGCCUAGACAAAGCAUUCCACUUUACUGCAAUGCCUAAGUUGCUUUCAUGUAGGAUGAAGAAAAAAAUCCAACAAACUGAAAUUACUCAAGAAUUUAAGGACCCAAAUGAUCGUGUAAUGAAGCUUAUCACUUCUGAUGUGCUAGAGGAAAUGCUGAACGUUCAUGAUCAUUACCAGAACAUGAAGCAGGCCAUCUCAGCCGACAAGUCCAAGCCAGACAAAGCCCUCAGCCUGAUAAAGGAUGAUUUUUUUGACACCAUUAAGAACAUAGUUUUGGAGCAUCAGGAGUGGCACAGAGAUAGGAAGAACCCAUCCGUAAAAUCAAAAAACAAAGAUGGAGAAGAAAAGAGUGAAGGAAAUCCCCAAGAAUCCGAGAGAUGUGAAAGGGCUGAAUCUUUAGCAAAAAUAAAAGCAAAAGCCUUUUCAGUUGUUGUUCAGGCAUCCAGGUCAAGAAGGCAUCGGCAAGUCAAGCUGGACUCUUCUGAUUCCGACUCUGCACCUGGGCAAGGGCCAGUCACAGCAACUAAGAGAAAAAGGAUCAAAGAAACAGAAACAGAAGCAGAAAAACCAGCAAGAAGGAAGGUGUCCUCCAGAAACAAAGGUAAUGUUCAGAAUGUACCUAAGGAAGAAACCUCCUUACAUCUGAGUAUGCCAAUCAUUACAGAAGAGGAAGAAGUGGACAGUGUUAGUGAAGCAGAGUUCACCGCACGCAAGAGGAAAAGAAGAAACUGAACAAGAGCCUGAUGAAGAGUUCAGAUUUGCGUGCUGACAGAAGAACAAAAGGGUUAGCUUGUGUUCUAAACAGGAGUAUGCCAGUGUUAAAAAUGAUUCUUCUGAGAAGCUAGAAUCUUUCAUUUGAACUAGGAAUGCCUUAAUACUGAUGAACAUUUAGAAUAGGAAUUUAUUCCACAAUUUAAGUUUGUUGUGAAAUCUGCAUAAGUGAAGAUACAGUUUGCAUUUAGAAUGUAAUAGAAACAGUUCUAUAAUUUGUGUGUUAUUACUAUUUCCUAUAUUUAUAUGUAUGUAUAUAUGUAUAUAUUGAAUUUUAGAAUUUGUAAAUGAUUUAUAUUUACUAUUUUGUGUAUUACAACAUUGAAUGCAAUAGAAUUUUUGCCUUAUUUGGUUUAUUUUAUUUUUUAUCAGAGAAAGAGACAAAGGGAAGGGGGAGAGAUUUGGCGUGCC